CUGUCGAUAAACACUGUCCUUUGGCUGAAAAAUGUCCUUAUUAUGAUGCUAUUCGCUUUGGCAAGCAAUUACAUGAUUUUGAUUGGACCAAUACUAAUUGUCCGGCUGCUGGAAAAUGCACAUAUUUUGAAGAUAUAAAGAAGAGAGCUUUAGCUAACGGUGAUCACAGCGCUUUACCGCCAAAAAAGGGCGGAUGUCCCUACGCUGGAGGUUGUCCCCACGCUCAGAAUAAUCAUAAGCAUAAAGAAGGUGACAUCUCUAAAUGUCCUUAUUUGAGUAGUGGUACGAAGAAGUGUCCUUAUUUGAAGAAUGAAAGUGAAGAAGAGAAAAGCUCGAUAAAAAAUUGUCCUCACUUCCAAAAAUCUAAGAUCGAACGGGAAGAGCUAUAA
Messenger RNA from Acaulospora morrowiae, 389 nucleotides. The record is from the annotation of a GenBank genome assembly. NCBI's taxonomy places the organism in Eukaryota, Fungi, Glomeromycota, Glomeromycetes, Diversisporales, Acaulosporaceae.